AUGCAGAAUCACAUUGGCUUAGGUGACGAACCUGAGUCGCGCGCAAAGGCCGAACAAGGAUCUAGCUACCUAACUCAGUCACCACCUACGCCGGCGCAAACCUCGACAACCUCAACUGUCGCACCUCAUCCGGGUCUCAAGCCCAUACGACCGUCACCACAGACGCAUGGAUACGGCGGUUUAAGUGUAGAAACACAAUCGCAUAUCCAUCCUCAGCUUAGAGCGUCGUCGACGACGGUGGUUGCGCCAUCUGAUAUAAUGCAGAGAGGAGUGUCACCUCCGUCUGACGAAGCAGGACCUGUUUCUGGAUCUCCCGUUGCUGGUAUGGCUGCUCAAGGCCUCCUAGGGCAUGACCCUGAUGAUUCUGUAACGGACGGGCGAAAAGCAAAGCGCGAAUUAUCUCAAUCGAAAAGAGCUGCCCAGAAUAGAGCCGCUCAGCGUGCGUUCCGGCAAAGAAAAGAACAUUACAUCAAGAAACUUGAGCAGCAGGUUCGCGAAUAUGGAGAGAUGGAGCACAAUUUCAAGGCGAUCCAGAACGACAACUAUGCGCUUCGCGAGUACGUCAUACAAUUGCAGUCGCGCCUGCUGGACCUGCAGGUUGAAUUACCUCAGCCACCACCGAACGUAAACAUCACACCCCCCACCGCGGCCUCCACUAGCGCUCGUGCUGCGCACGCGACCACCACUUCGGAAUCCGGGUCAAAUAGCAACAACGCCGGGACCCUAGCAGACGUUGCCGCGGCAGUCGCCGGAUUAAGGGCGAGAGAACCCUCAGCUGAUGGAUUAUACUCGAAGCCGGCUUACAAGGCCGAAUCCGCCGAGGAUUCGCAGACAGCCGAGGAAAUCCGUAGACAACUUCAGCAAGACGGGCUACCGGCCCCCUCUUCUUUACGAGCCUAG
Messenger RNA from Hypoxylon trugodes, 900 nucleotides. RefSeq lists its product as uncharacterized. The coding region runs from base 1 to 900 and encodes 299 amino acids. Gene Ontology annotation, cellular component: RNA polymerase II transcription regulator complex. Lineage: Eukaryota; Fungi; Ascomycota; Sordariomycetes; Xylariales; Hypoxylaceae. The transcript has 3 exons. The record is from RefSeq and is a predicted model, not a curated record. Gene Ontology annotation, molecular function: transcription cis-regulatory region binding; DNA-binding transcription activator activity, RNA polymerase II-specific.